AUGAGCGACUGGGACUCCGUUACUCGCAUUGGCGCUAAGAACCGCGGCGGCGCUGCCCCUCGUGAGACCGUCAUCAAGGGCAAAAGCGCCCUGAACGCCGCUCAGCGUCAAGGUCUGGUCAUUGGCACUGAGAAGAAGUAUGCUAGCGGCAAUGCUGCUGGUCGCUCAGGAGCCCCCGAGGGCCAGCACUUGACCAAGGUCGACCGCAGCGACGACAUCGUCAAGCCCAAGACCGUGGGUUACCAGGUCGCAGACGCCAUCAAGAAGCGCCGAAACGAGGAGGGCUACAAGAUGACGCAGAAGGAACUUGCCACCAAGUGCAACACCACCCCCGGUGUCAUCCAGGACUUCGAGAAGGGUACCGCUACGCCCGACCAGAAGGUCCUCAGCGCCAUGGAGCGUGUGCUCAAUAUCAAGCUGAGAGGCUCGGACAUCGGCAAGGAGAGGUUUCCCAAGAAGAAAUAA
Aspergillus melleus is the source of this 465-nucleotide messenger RNA. It is a transcript of the gene mbf1, whose product is annotated as multiprotein-bridging factor 1. Gene Ontology annotation, cellular component: nucleus. The transcript has 2 exons. Bases 1 to 465 code for a protein of 154 amino acids. NCBI's taxonomy places the organism in Eukaryota, Fungi, Ascomycota, Eurotiomycetes, Eurotiales, Aspergillaceae. The record is from RefSeq and is a predicted model, not a curated record. Gene Ontology annotation, molecular function: DNA binding.